AUGGCAGAGGUGAACAAAAUCGUGGAGGAGCACAAAGUAGAAUGGAACAAGUUUGGUUGUUCCAUUAUGAUGGAUAAGUGGACGGCGAGAAAUGAAAAAAUGAUCAUCAAUAUCUUGGUGAAUUCUCCUAAGGGAAGCCUGUUUCUUGAGUCCGUUGAUGCAAGCGACUCUUCGACUGAUUCAACCAAAAUGUACUUCUUGUCCAAGAGUACAAUAGACUCUAUUGGAGCAGAAAAUAUUGUUCAAGUUGUCAUGGACAACGCCAAUGAAAAUGUUAAAGCUGGUGAUUUGAUGUCUGUUGGGUACCCACAUAUCUAUUGGACUCCGCGUACAGCACAUUCCAUUAAUUUGAUCUUCGGUGACAUUUUCAAGGAAAGACCCUUCAGUACUGUCUUUAAUCAGGCAAUUAGAGCACAUUCCUAUAUAGUUCAAAGGCCUUUGUUAUUGAACAUGAUGAAGAGAUUCACUAAACAAAGAAGCUUGGUGAAACCUGCAAAGACAAGAUUUGCUACUGCUUUCUUGAUUUUGCAUAUGAUUCAUGAGCAAAAAAGCAAUUUGAAGAAGUUGUUUGUUUCAGAUGAGUACACUAGCAGUGCCUAUGGAAGGGAAGCUCGAGGGAGAGAAUCUAUUGGUGGUCCUUCAGUUAAAGUGCUUCGUUUGGUGGAUGGGGAGCAAAGGCCACCAAUGGGCUACCUGUACGAAGCAAUUGAUAGGGCAAAGGAGGCUAUUCAAGCCUCUUUUAAUGAUCAAAGAAAAUACAAAAGAGUCUUUGAGAUCAUAGAUAAAAGGUGGGAUAGUAAGCUUCAUAGCCCUUUGCAUGCAGAUGGACUUAUUUUGAACCCGGAACUGUUUUAUGACAAUGAAGAGAGGAUUCUAAGAGAUGAACCUUUGUGGAAUGGAUACUAUAAAUGUAUUGAGAAGUUGAUACCUGAAGAAUUCGUGCAAGAUAAAAUAACAGAGCAAUUUAGUAUUUAUAGGAAUGCUGAGCAAUAUUAUCGGAUUACUUGGCUCUCAAUUAAUCUGAUAAUGAAAUCAAUCAGAUUGUUCAUUGGGAGUGUUGACUUUCAGAAAUACUUGAGCAACCAAAUUAGGCCAUACAGAUUGAUUUCAUUAUCAGAUUAA
This is a messenger RNA of Nicotiana attenuata, 1122 nucleotides long. RefSeq lists its product as uncharacterized. The coding region runs from base 1 to 1122 and encodes 373 amino acids. The record is from RefSeq and is a predicted model, not a curated record. The transcript is spliced from 2 exons. NCBI's taxonomy places the organism in Eukaryota, Viridiplantae, Streptophyta, Magnoliopsida, Solanales, Solanaceae.